Molecule: messenger RNA, 986 nt
Organism: Chrysemys picta bellii (western painted turtle)
Lineage: Eukaryota; Metazoa; Chordata; Testudines; Emydidae
Product: mannose-binding protein-like
Source: RefSeq, a predicted model, not a curated record
CCUCACUACUAUCCUGCCAUCAUUAUUUUUAAGGAUCUUUAACAAUGCUUGUGUGGUGUAAAGGGGCCUUAGUGCAAAUGAGAACCAGGUUCUAACAAUCUUGACCUCGGAGGUGUAUCUCCUACACAGUGAUGAUAGAACAACCUACAUACAGACACUUAUGUGAUUAUUCCCUUUUUAUUAAUCACAGAUCUACAGGCUUGACAAUGCAUCUCUGUCAGCCUUUCAAAGCUCUGGUGCUGGCUGUGGCAUUGAUGAUGUCAUCAGGUGUGGAUAUAAAUAAACAUGAUGCAUGCCCAGUCCUUCAAUGUUGUGCUCCUGGAACCAAUGGUUUAUCAGGCAGAGAUGGAAGAGAUGGGAAAGAGGGUCCCAAAGAGGAAAAGGGAGACCAAGGAGCAGGACUGAGGGGUUUGCAGGGUUUCCCUGGAAAGGCAGGACCUCAGGGAACAAAAGGAGAUCAAGGACCACAAGGCGAAAAAGGACAAAAGGGAGAAAGUGCAAGUGAGAAGUCGACUCUCUCUGACUCAGCAUUUGAUGCUCUUCAAAGACAAGUGACUACUUUGGAAAAGAACAUCCAGACUCUUCAAGCUGACGUUAGCAGACACCAAAAGUUUUUUUCUUUGCGGUGGGUCAAGAGUGUUGGUAAGAAAACAUUUAUGUCAACAGGCACAAAAGAUUCUUUUAAAAAUGGAAAAUCCCUGUGUGCAAAAGCUGGAGUUGCACUCGCCUGUCCACACAAUCAUGCUGAGAACACGGCCUUGCAAGAAAUAUUGAAGGAUUCAGAACAAGCGUAUUUAGGGAUGUCUGAUGUGCAAACUGAAGGCAAAUUUCUGUAUCUGAAUGGAGAACCUGUAACUUACACAAACUGGAACACAGGAGAACCAAACGAUAACAAGAACGAAGUCUGUGUUGCAAUAUAUGACAAUGGAAAGUGGAAUGACAUAGUUUGUUCAAAUUCAGAAAUGUUAAUUAUUUGUGAAUUUUAA